Messenger RNA from Diachasma alloeum, 1625 nucleotides. RefSeq names its product EKC/KEOPS complex subunit TP53RK (gene Prpk). The record is from RefSeq and is a predicted model, not a curated record. Gene Ontology annotation, cellular component: nucleus; EKC/KEOPS complex; cytosol. Gene Ontology annotation, biological process: protein phosphorylation. The coding region runs from base 817 to 1515 and encodes 232 amino acids. The transcript has 2 exons. Gene Ontology annotation, molecular function: ATP binding; protein serine/threonine kinase activity. Lineage: Eukaryota; Metazoa; Arthropoda; Insecta; Hymenoptera; Braconidae.
GUCGACCGUGCAAUCCACCUCCUUCAUCUUCGGCAACGUAAAACCGCACGUCAGCGAUAGCCGUCAACAAAUGAUGUUCUGUUUUUGCGGUCGUCCCACUUCUAGGUUUUACGGGCUGUUUAUCCCUUUUUCAACUGAUUGACCGUUAUUUUUCAAUCAGGAUGUUCUGAUUAACAGUGGGAGUCGAUUGUAAUGAUUAUAAAAUUAAAGUCACUUUUUUUAGAAAAAAAAAAUUUUACAUUCGGAAACAAUUCUCGUAACCAUGGGGAUGAAACCGCUCGCGCGACUGUGUCGCUAGCGCUAGUAAUGAUCGAGUUCUCCAGUGAUUUUUCACUUUUAUCUCCUCCGAUCCCCGAGAUUCAGCAAUUUUUUUAGUGUCUGAACGUGAAAUUCAGGAGUGCAUCCUCGAAAUUUGAAUUUUCCGUCAAUUUUUAGAGUUUAUAAACUUUUUAUUUUUAUUUUUUCGUGUGUUUUGUUUCGUGUGUACACGCUGCACGUCGCGAGUACUAUUAUUACUAUCUGCUAGCGCUACUGCGCAUAAAGUGGGACGCAUGAUGAAGAGUGACGCUAAUUGGAAACACUCGCCCGUCCACUCGUGUCAAUGGAAACACUCGCUAAAACAUAACCACGUGCCGUGUUUUGUUUACUCGUGGGUUUUGCAUCCUCACAAUUUCAUGAUUUCAUAAAUAAUUUAUUGAUUGAUGGAUUCUCCGGGAUAUUGGAUGAUUUAAUUAAUUGAGUCAAUUUAAUAAUCUAUUAUUUUUAAUAAUCUAUUAUUUAGUUGAUUGAGUUAAUUGGGGUAGGAAUCCGGGGGAAAUGGUUCGCGAGGGCUUUGAGCUCAUCGCACAAGGCGCUGAAGCGCGAAUUUACAAGGGCUCUUACUUGGGGAGGGAAACACUUGUCAAAGAGAGGUUCAAGAAGACUUACAGACAUCCGGAUCUUGACGAGGCGUUGAGCAAGGAGCGGGUGAAGAAUGAGAGUCGAGCUAUCGUUCGAGCUAAAAUAGCAGGAGUUUCCACUCCCACAAUCUUCUACGUAGACCUAGAAGAGCGCUCCAUCUACAUGGAGUACAUAAAUAACGCGAUACCCCUGAAACUCCACAUAGACACGAAGAUUGAAAACAAAAUUGAUGAGAAAAUCUGGAUGAAUGGCCUCGGCGAGUCUCUGGGAGUAUUGAUAGCCAAACUCCACUCGAAGCAUCUCAUCCACGGUGAUCUGACCACAUCCAACAUUCUCGUGAAAAAUGAACUGAUUGAGGGGGAGGUGACGCGAAACGAUGCCUUCAUUUUCAUCGACUUUGGCCUAGCGAGAAUUGAUUCGACCGCUGAAGACAAGGCUGUGGAUUUAUACGUUCUUGAACGCUCGUUAUUGAGUUCUCAUUCGCAAGUGCCGGGAUUGUUCUCGGUAAUUAUGAAUAGUUAUCAGGGACAUGUGGACGAUAAACAGAGGAGGGAAAUUGUCGCCAAGUAUGAGGAUGUGAGGGCUCGAGGGAGAAAACGACUCAUGAUUGGAUGAACUGUUUGUUGUGCUUUCAUUUUGUAAUGAAAAAUGUACUAUAAGUGAAAUGUUUGGAUGAACUAUUUGUUGCCCUUUCAUUUUGUAAUAAAAAAUGUGUUAUAAAUCAA